GAGGCGGGACUUCUGAACUUUAGUAAAGGCGCGGGGAUAACUCGCUCCAUUUCCUCCAGUACCGCAGCAAACAAAUACUUUUGGCAUGAAUCCCCCAGCUAAGCGCCUCUGCCCGACCGGCUCCCUGGAUCGCAGCUUCCAAAAACGCCUCAAGAAAGUUUCGAUUGAAGGGAAUAUCGCUGCAGGAAAGUCUACAUUUGUCCAACUAUUAGAAAAAUACAGUGAUGAGUGGGAAAUAAUUCCUGAACCAAUUGCCAAGUGGUGCAAUAUUCAAACAUCUGAAAAUGAGUGCCAAGAGCUUUCAACAUCUCAAAAGAGUGGUGGAAACCUGCUUCAAAUGUUGUACAGCAAACCUACACGAUGGGCUUAUACAUUCCAGACUUACGCCUGUUUGAGUAGAGUUAAAGCACAAUUAAAACCAGUUUCUGCUAAACUGCAUGAAGCAGAACAUCCUGUGCAGUUUUUUGAGAGAUCAAUCUACAGUGAUAGGUAUGUAUUUGCUUCCAACUCAUUUGAAUCAGGAGACAUAAAUGAAACUGAAUGGGCUAUUUACCAGGACUUGCAUGCAUGGCUUCUGAACCAAUUUGACUCCAGCUUGGAGCUAGAUGGGAUUAUCUACCUUCGGACAACCCCUGAGAAAUGCAUGGAGAGGCUGAAACAUAGAGGAAGAGAAGAAGAACAAGGAAUUCCAUUGGAAUAUCUAGAAAACCUUCACUAUAAGCAUGAAACCUGGCUUCAUGAGAGAACAAUGAAGGUAGAUUUUGACAACCUUAGAGACAUACCCAUUUUGGUUUUAGAAGUUAAUGAAGACUUCAACAACAAUGAAAUAAAACAGGAGUACUUACUGGAAAAAGUAAAGGCAUUCUUGACUACGUAACUAAGCUACUGCUCAACAACAUCUGGAAAACUGGCAUUUCUUUCCUGUGUACAAAUUGCUUAGCUAUCAAAUAAACUAAUAGAUAUCAAGAGACUAUUUGAUAUCAAACAAGAUGCUGUUUUCUAUUUGGACACGUAAAUAAAGGCAGAAGGUUGCCACAUAAAGAACUAAGAAGCGGUGACUCACACCAUCUUGUUCAACAAAGUUUGUGUAACCUUGCUACUGGGUGUGCAUGAAUAACAGGUUGCUAGAAUGUUUUUGUCCAGCUGGAUAAGCUGCUUUGGUGCUUUAAAGAUGCUCAUGUUGCAAUAAACAUUGUGAGGUUGGUAUCUGUCUUUAGCUAGAAUCAAUUCAUACAAGAAAUGUUUCCUUCAAUACAGCACCACUAUAUUUACAAAUAUUGCUGUUACUCGUAAUAGUGAUUUCAAACUGAAUGCAAGCACAAAGUUGUACGAUCAGGAUCUCAUGGGGAAAGAGUAAUGUAACAAGAACUGAAGUGAUGGUAUUGAUGAAAACUGGAUUAAAAGCCAUUUAC
Messenger RNA from Varanus komodoensis (Komodo dragon), 1412 nucleotides. Its product is annotated as deoxycytidine kinase 2-like. The record is from RefSeq and is a predicted model, not a curated record. Gene Ontology annotation, molecular function: ATP binding; deoxyguanosine kinase activity. Gene Ontology annotation, biological process: nucleobase-containing compound metabolic process. The transcript has 7 exons. Gene Ontology annotation, cellular component: mitochondrion; cytoplasm. NCBI's taxonomy places the organism in Eukaryota, Metazoa, Chordata, Lepidosauria, Squamata, Varanidae. Bases 86 to 877 code for a protein of 263 amino acids.